GUGCCUGCCUCAGCCCGACGCCCGUGCCAUGCGGGCGUCUCCGUCUCGGCUGUGACGGCAGCUCGGUGCCUACGAUGGACGACCUGGCUCUGCUCGACCUGCUGGAGUGCCCGGUGUGCUUCGAAAAGCUCGACGCCACGGCCAAGGUGCUGCCGUGCCAGCACACGUUCUGCAAGCCCUGUCUGCAGAGGAUCCUCAAGUCCCAGAAGGAGCUCCGGUGCCCCGAGUGCAGGACGCUCGUCCUCUGCGGCAUCGAGCAGCUGCCGGCCAACCUGCUGCUCAUCCGCCUGCUGGAUGGUGUCAGGUACGGGCAGAAUGCGCCCCGCUUUGGCUCCGUGCAGCGCUCAGGGCUCCUGUCCUCCCCCGCCUGCAUCCGCAGGGCCCCGCGGGGUCUGCAGCUCGCCCAGCACCGGCCGCCCACCGCCCCCAGGAGCCUCACGGAUGGGGUGCCGCGAGCCAAAGCGCUGUUCUCGUACCGGGGCCACAACCCCGGCGAGCUGCGCUUCAACAAGGGGGACGUCAUCGUGCUGCUGCGGCAGCUGGACCAGAACUGGUACCUGGGGGAGCUGAACGGCGUCAGCGGGGUCUUCCCAGCCAGCUCCGUGCAGGUCAUCAAACAGCUGCCGCUGCCGCCGCCUCUCUGCAGGGCUCUUUACAACUUCGACCUGAGGAGCAGGGAUAGGAGUGAGAACAACGACUGCCUGUCAUUCCACAAGGGAGACAUCAUCACCGUCAUCAGCAGAGUCGAUGGCAACUGGGCCGAGGGCAAGCUGGGCGACAAAGUGGGCAUCUUCCCUGUGCUGUUUGUGGAGCCAAACACGACAGCACGGCAGCUCCUGCAAAGCAGCAAAGGCUCCUGGCCCACCCCGCUCCGCUGCGCACCGCUGAGCGCAGCCUCCCCGAAGGCGCAGGGCCGGGAGCUGCACAAGGCGCCCGACGCGCGGCGCAAGAGCCUGCGGCCCUUCUCCAUCACCACGGCCCUCAACACGCUGAACCGCAUGGUGCACGCCCCUGCCGACCGCCCCGCGCUGCGCAUCAGCUCCCCGGUGCUCAUCAGCUCCAGCAACCCCAGCGUGGCCGCUGCCGGUAGUGAGGAUGCGGCCCGUGGGACCCCCGCCCAGGUCAGCGCAUCCUACUAUCCUGCUCCGGGAUCACUGAGGCACUCGGCAGCCAUCGUCACUCUGCCCCACCUGCAGCAUCACCUCUCAGCCAACAUGAAGCCGAGCGUGCCCGACUCGAAGCUGCCCGCGCUGUACGCCUCCUGGACGCUGUCGGCCUCGUCGGUGUCCUCCCAGGGCAGCGCCUCCGAGAGCGCGCAGCGCCAGAGCCGAGCGCUGAAGGCAGCGCUGCCCCUGGGGCACACGGCGCUGCGGCGCGGCCGCGGCUGCACCAGGAAGAAUGGGUCCCUGCAGAGGCCGGGGCAGGCAGGGCUGCAGGCUGCCAGCUCCCUCCGCCGCGUUCCCACGGCCGGGCUGCAGCCGUACCCACAUGCUGGCAGCUCAGCGCACAGCAGCCCCGCUGCCGGCACAGCCGAGAUGGGCGCGAGGCCCAACUUCUCCCACGAAGCCCUGCCAGCACUCGUGGUCAGAGGAGGGGAAAGCAGGACUCCAUCUGUCUGCAGUUCGGUGAUCCUGGACACCACGGAGCCUCUGGCAAAGAGUGAGUCGGUGCCCCGGCCGCCCGCAUCGGCCCCGCCGUCCAUCCUGGUGAAGCCGGACACCUCCCGUAACAGCAGUGACAAGCAGGUGAAGACGGUGCGGUUCCAGAACCACAGCCCGCCGCCCAAGCGGCACGGCCCGCAGCCCUCCCCGCGCCUGCCCCGCAGCAGCACCGAGUCGGCGCUCGCAGCUGAGCCCCCGCCGCCCGACGGGAGCCCCGAGCCGCCCGCGCUGCCCUCCCCGCGCCUGGGCAGCAGCCCCCUGCAUCCCCGCAGAGCGCUGCACCCGCGGGCGGCGUCGCUGGAGCUGUCAGCGCCGCUGACCUUCCCCGUCAGGAAGAGCUACAGCAGCGUCUCCGCCAACUGACAGGUAGUGCCCGCAGCCCCGCACCCAUCUGCCCCUCCUGGGGGUGGUGUGGAGCUCGGGGACCCCGGAGGGCGGUGACACGGAGCGGCUGCUCGCGCAGGGAACGGGGAUGAAGCGGGAUGGGAGGACGGGCACAGCGGAACGGCGCUGCGUGCUGCGAUCUCCAAGGGGCCACAGCUGUGCCCACGGGGAUCCAAGCGGCAAAUGUCACCUUCCUACAGGAUGGGGCUCCAGCUCACGUGCUCAUCACUGGUGUUGAGACCACCCGUGCCCAUCUGACACAAUGAACAUCGGAUCCAAAACUGCUGUAACGUCACAUCCAUCGUUAAACACGUUCCAAACCCGUGGAACUAGCUUCAUUGGUGACCCAAAACUCACCACGGCCAUAGAGCAGCCCCAGCAAAGGAGCCUUUGGAACAGAGGGACUGACAACUGUCCACUAUCCCACACGCUUGGCUCUCUCAGACCCUUUCUCUUUAAGCAGCAGAAAGGGAUUUCCAGCAGCACUGCAUCCUUUGCCCGCUGCUCUCAGGUACAGGGGGCAGUGCAGGCAGAGAACAGGACGCCCUCAGCGUCACUGCACAGCCCAGAGCAAACACCAGCGCUUUGCAGAAGGUUCCUCUCAUCCCCUUAAAAAAGUAAUCCAGAAACCUCAGCAGCUCUACAGCCAGGAACAACUGCCCCCUCCAGACACGUCCAGAGGUGAACAGAACCGCACAGCGCCCCUGGCCAGCCGUGGCAGUGAUUUACACACACAGCAGCCACGCAGCGCUCCUACCAGCCCCUGCUCAGAACACCAUUCCCCCUGCCAGGACAAACAGCACCGAGGCAGCACUGCACAGAAGAACACUGCAAUGCUGUGCAGCCCGUUGUGUGGUGCUGAGACUUCACACAGUGCUCCCAACCCGCUGGGUGAUGGCAACCACUGAGCAUCCAUUCAGCUGCUGGGGGAAGGAAAGGCUCUGCCACUGCAUGUGAACAGCUGGGGGCAGCGAUGGGCAAAGGCACCGAGUGGAAGGGCUGUUUUGCUAAGAGCAGGAGGCCAUUCUGGGACAGAUCCCAGAGCUCCUGGCACAGGGUGUCCCUGCUUUGAUGCUAUUCCCUCAACCAAAACAUGGAGGGAGAGACAACCGAAAACAGGGCGCCACUUACAGCAACAGCUCUAAUCGGUGCUGUCAAGCUGCUCCCAAGCUGCAAUG
This is a messenger RNA of Tympanuchus pallidicinctus (lesser prairie-chicken), 3223 nucleotides long. RefSeq names its product SH3 domain containing ring finger 2 (gene SH3RF2). Gene Ontology annotation, cellular component: nucleoplasm. Gene Ontology annotation, biological process: positive regulation of JNK cascade; protein ubiquitination; positive regulation of proteasomal ubiquitin-dependent protein catabolic process. The coding region runs from base 75 to 2024 and encodes 649 amino acids. The record is from RefSeq and is a predicted model, not a curated record. The transcript has 8 exons. NCBI's taxonomy places the organism in Eukaryota, Metazoa, Chordata, Aves, Galliformes, Phasianidae. Gene Ontology annotation, molecular function: ubiquitin protein ligase activity; protein phosphatase 1 binding.